AUGGAUCACAGUGCGGAUGCUCAACGCACGGACUUGAUGACCAUCACCCGUUUCGUUCUGAACGAACAGUCCAAGCACCCUGAGUCUCGUGGCGAUUUCACAAUCUUGCUCAGUCACAUUGUUCUCGGCUGCAAGUUCGUUUGUUCUGCUGUUAACAAGGCUGGUCUUGCUAAGCUUAUUGGACUUGCUGGCGAGACGAAUGUCCAGGGUGAGGAGCAAAAGAAACUGGAUGUGCUUUCCAAUGAUGUCUUUAUCAAGGCUUUGGUCAGCAGUGGACGAACAUGCAUCUUGGUGUCAGAAGAAGAUGAGGAAGCAACAUUUGUGGAGCCUUCUAAGCGUGGAAAGUACAUUGUUGUUUUUGAUCCGCUGGAUGGUUCCUCGAACAUUGAUUGUGGUGUUUCCAUCGGCACAAUUUUUGGCAUUUAUUUGGUGAAAGAAGACCGUGAACCAACCAUAGAAGAUGUUUUGCAACCUGGGAAGAACAUGUUGGCAGCGGGUUAUUGUAUGUAUGGAAGCUCUUGCACGCUUGUGUUAAGCACUGGAACUGGUGUUAAUGGUUUCACUCUUGAUCCAUCUCUUGGAGAGUUUAUUCUAACUCACCCUGACAUCAAGGUACCGAAGAAAGGGAAGAUCUAUUCAGUGAAUGAAGGAAAUGCUAAAAACUGGGAUGGUCCUACUACUAAGUAUGUGGAGAAUUGCAAGUUUCCAAAAGAUGGUUCAUCACCAAAGUCCCUAAGAUAUGUUGGAAGCAUGGUAGCUGAUGUUCACCGGACAUUUCUUUACGGAGGUAUCUUUCUGUACCCGGCUGAUAAAAAGAGUCCAAAUGGGAAACUUCGUGUACUCUAUGAAGUCUUCCCAAUGUCAUUCUUGAUGGAACAAGCAGGAGGACAGGCUUUCACUGGCAAGCAAAGGGCACUUGAUUUGGUUCCAACGAAGUUGCACGAGCGAUCUCCCAUAUUCCUUGGUAGCUACGAGGAUGUGGAGGAAAUUAAGGCCCUUUACGCUGUUGACAAUGGUUUGGAAUGA
This is a messenger RNA of Sphenostylis stenocarpa, 1026 nucleotides long. The record is from the annotation of a GenBank genome assembly. NCBI's taxonomy places the organism in Eukaryota, Viridiplantae, Streptophyta, Magnoliopsida, Fabales, Fabaceae.